Messenger RNA from Sinocyclocheilus rhinocerous, 473 nucleotides. Its product is annotated as transcription factor HES-5-like. The transcript is spliced from 2 exons. Gene Ontology annotation, molecular function: protein dimerization activity. Bases 21 to 473 code for a protein of 150 amino acids. NCBI's taxonomy places the organism in Eukaryota, Metazoa, Chordata, Actinopteri, Cypriniformes, Cyprinidae. The record is from RefSeq and is a predicted model, not a curated record.
UACAGCACAGAGAUCCAGACAUGAGACCUACAAUCAUCUCAAAGGAGCAGCUCCCUCUCAACAACAAGCUGAGAAAGUCAAGGGUGGAGAAGAUGCGCAGAGAUUGUAUCAACAGCAGCAUCGAGCAGCUCAAGUGUCUUCUGGCUCCAGAGUUCCUCAAGCAGCAGCCUGAUUCCAAGCUGGAGAAAGCAGAUAUCCUGGAGAUGACGCUCAACGUCCUGCAACACCAGUUCACAUGCUGUCAGUCAAGGCUUCUCCAGGUGUGUCGUGAGAUUGUGCACUUCCUGUCCAAAGAUGAGAUGAAGACAGAGAGCCAGAGAAGACUGCUGAAGCACUUCCAGAAGCUGCAGACUUCAUGUGAGCAGAACAGGAGGGAAAGUGUCCUGCCAGACCAGAACACCUUCAGCAAAGAGAUGAAUGUCAACAAAAGCUCCAUCUGGGGGCCUUGGUGGAGCCUUAAAGACUCAGACUGA